Messenger RNA from Chelonus insularis, 2559 nucleotides. RefSeq names its product laccase-3-like. The transcript is spliced from 9 exons. Lineage: Eukaryota; Metazoa; Arthropoda; Insecta; Hymenoptera; Braconidae. The coding region runs from base 190 to 2007 and encodes 605 amino acids. The record is from RefSeq and is a predicted model, not a curated record. Gene Ontology annotation, molecular function: oxidoreductase activity; copper ion binding.
UACACUCCCAAUAUCAAGCAAAACUAUCCUAGACUUUGUUUUGCUUUCACCCAUUCGUUCUGUAACGUUUGUUCAGUGCACAACAUGAUUUACAGUGCCGGUUGUGUAUUCUGAAACGAUUUUUAGAUCACUUUAGUUUCAUUUAAUUGUUAUUUUAAAUAUUGAGAUCAUGAAAAAUUGUGGGUCAUUAUGAUGGUACCUACUUUUCUCUGGAUAUCAACUAUUUUCCUUUCCAAUGCCUACUCUUCAGCUAUUUCCGAUCAGCUUGAUCAUGAGUGCAAACGUCAAUGUGUCACUGGAACACGGAUGAAAUGUCAUUACGACUUUGUUAUCACAGAAAAUCAAUCAUCAAAUACAAUUUGUAAUAGUGAAUCAAGAGGGAAUUGUGAUGGAAAAUCAAUCAAACAAAUGAUAUUAAUUAAUGGUGAAACUCCAGGACCACCAAUUGAGGUAUGCUUUGGAGACAGUAUAGAAAUUAUUUUACAUAAUAAAUUGCCAAACCAAGAAGUUUCUUUGCAUUGGCAUGGCAUCAAUCGAUUGAGUCCUCAUAUGGAUGGUGUUCCGAUGGUUACACAGUGCCCGAUAUUACCUUUCAGCAGUUUUAGAUAUAACUUCAAUGCUGAACAAACAGGCACUUAUUUUUACAGUGCUCAUACAGUGUCUCAACAAGGAGAUGGUUUAUAUGGAAGUUUAAUUAUUCAUACACCAUAUGAUGAUUUGAAUCACGAAAAAGUUUUAAUAUUUUCAUCAAUACCUUCAGCUCCAUUAUCAUUACAUAUAGAUCCGGAACCACCAGUUCCAACAGCUCUUACAAUAAACGGCAAGACGCAGCAUUUUGAAUUGUUUGUGGAAAAUAACCAUCAAUAUCGACUCAGACUGAUCAAUGCUAAUGCAUUUAAUUGCCCUGUAGCAUUUUCCGUAGCUGAUCACCUGGUAGAAGUGCUAAAUGUUGGAGGAAAAGAUAUAAAUCCACGAAAAUUAACUUCUCAUGUAUUAAUAUUUCCAGGAGAAAGAUUUGAUGUAAUGUUGACAGCAAAUAAAUCAUCUAGACGAUACAGCUUAAUUCUUCAAGGUGCUCAGGACUGUAAGAAUUCAAUUCACGAGGCUUCAAUGGUUUACGAUGAUGUAAAAUCAGAUGAUUUUUAUAUGAACGAUAAUAGUCAUCUUUAUCUUGAUAUUCCUAAAGAAUUGCGUGGUCAUGGAUGUCAAAAUUUGGGGGAGAAUGUUAUCUGUUCGUUAGAUUUAAAAGGCUCAGGAGAUAAAAAAAUAAUUCAGCAAUCUUCCACGAUUUAUUAUAUUCCUUUUGAUGUCAACUAUUAUGAAGGUAUCACUGAUGACAUGACUGAUUAUGCUUUCAAUAUUUAUGGCUUUUCUUAUUACCCUUCCUAUCUGACAGCUGGCAAAACGGAUGGAGUGAAAAUUGCUCAAGUCAACCGAAUGACUUUUAAAUAUCCUCCAUGUCCAAUUUUAUCUCAACCGGAUGCAGUUCCAGAAAAUAUGAUCUGUUCAUUGGACCGUCGUGCUCAAACUUGUGAAUACAAUCCCGAUUUUUGCGAAUGUUUUCAAGUAAUUUCAGUACCUGUUAAAAAAGUUAUUGAAGUUAUUUUGAUUGAUGAAGGUAAAGGAGGGAAUACCAGUCACGUAUUUCACGUUCACGGUUACAAUGUAAGUGUAAUAGGAUUUCAUCAGUUUGAAAAACCAAUAACUAGAGAAGAAAUAGUGUCUUUAGAUCAACAGAAACUUCUACAUCGAAAUUUAAUGGAUCCACUGAUGAUGGAUACUUUUACUGUACCGAACAAAGGAUAUAUGAUUCUCCGCUUUUACACUAACAACGUCGGUUACUGGUUAUGGGAAGCUCGAACUACUGGAGUAGUUUCCAUGACAAGUGGACCGCCAAUGCAAUUUUUGAUGCGAGUCGGCAACCGAGAGAAUAUGCCAACUGUGCCAAUCGAUUUUCCCACUUGUGGCAAUCACAAAGGUCCAGAUUUAAUAUUUGAAGAUCAUUGAACAUAUCAGCGAUGAAAUAUCGUUACUAGAAAUAAUAUAUUUAAAUUAAUUUUUAACACUUGUAAAUUUCCUUUUUUAUUAUAUAACAAGAGCUUUAUGUAAUUGUAAUACAUGUAUUUAUUUUGAUUUUUUACGUAUUUAUUGAUUUUACAAAAUUGAAUAAAAUCGAUCAGCUGUCUUAUGAUGAAUUCAGUUUGGUCGAUUAUCUAUUGUAUUAAGGAGACACAUGGUUUCCCAUACUAAUAAUGGAUGAAGAAGAAUUUAAAGUUUGAUAAACUUUAUGGAAAUUUAUGAUAACUUAAUUCUGUUUGAGCUUAGUAGCUCACAAAAUUAGAUAAAUAUCGAUAAAAUAGCUUAUACCUACGACUUCGUCCGCGUCAAACUUGGACAAAAAAAUUCGCGAACUCAUGACACCCCUUUACAAGAUAAAAUAAUUUUUUUUUCAUUAUAAAAUAGACUCAGUGCUCAUUAACGAGCCCUCGAAAUGGCUGACACUACCUGGCUUCGCUCACUCAAACUAAAGUUCACACUACGAACUAUAUUUAUACAUAU